AUGUUUUUGAAGUUCGUCUCUGUUCUGUGGCUGGUGGCCCUGUUCACCACUACCGUCUUCUCCUUGCCCCUUGAUCCAUCUUCUCUUGUCCGCAGACAAAAGGGCAAUCCCCAACGCGAAACGUUCUGCACAUACAACGUCAAGUACUGCAGGGACAAUUUCGGCGGAUACUGCAAGGAAGCCGACCCUCCACCAUGGUGCAGCGUCAUCAUUGACGCUGCUCCUGCUUCCCCUGUCGACAUUGACAUGGAGAGCAACACCCUCGUCGCACGUCAGGACGACACCCCUCCCUAUGAACUGGCCCACGCAUUAUUCUGUGAGCACAACGCAGAGUUUUGCCGAACGAACUACCCUCAGGAGUGCAUCGGCGGCAAGGAUGUGAUGCCAGCAUGGUGUCAUGUUAGUCCUCGUCGCUACGAGCCUCCCAGCAACCUUCCGCCCGAGAUAUACUGCAAGUACAGCCCAGGGUUUUGCCGAAAAGCCUUUGCUCAUCUCUGCAAGGCUGGCAAUGAAAUGAUGCCAGCAUGGUGCCACCACGAGUCGCCUCCCACCGAAGACCCUGUCGACGACAAACCUUCUCAAGAAGGGGUCCGCGAAAUGUUCUGCAAGCACAAUGCACAGUAUUGCCGGGAAAACUUCUCCGAGGACUGCAAGCCUGGCAACGGAAUACUUCCAGAAUGGUGUCACGUUGACCAAAUUCCCACAGAGCCUCUCACCGAGGGCCCUGAUGACGAUAGCCCUGACCCUCCUCCCGAGAGGAUCCGUCCAAUGUUCUGCAAGUACAAUGUACAGUAUUGCCUAGAAAACUUCCCUGGGGACUGCAAGGCUGGCAACGAGAGUGUUCCAGUUCCAGAAUGGUGUCACGCUCCGAAUCCUCCCACCACUCUCUCCAGCUCUCUUCCUACCGACAGCACCACCCUUGUCGCACGCCAAGAUGACAAUCCCGCCCGUCAGUUGUUCUGCGAGAAGAAUGCAGAGUACUGCCAGGAGCACUAUCCGGGCUACUGCAAGCCCGGCAACGCCAAGAUCCCCUCAUGGUGCCACAUCAAGCCCUCUUCCACCUCUGUAUCUACUUCCGGUCCUGAUCUCGUCGCACGUCAAGAUGCUUUGGGCAAGCGCACUCCUCAAGAUCCCGACAGGGAAGAGGAAGAGGAUACUGAGGAGGAGAGGGAGCAGGAGCAGGAGCAAAAGGAAGAGCAAGAGCAGGAGCAAGAGGAAAAGGAAGAAGAGGAAGAGGAAAAGCCUCACCACUUCGAAAGGUCUUGGUGCAAGAAGCACCCUCAUCACCCAUACUGCUACUCUCAGUUCUGCAUUGACAACCCCGGUCGUUGCUAG
Messenger RNA from Aureobasidium namibiae CBS 147.97, 1335 nucleotides. RefSeq lists its product as uncharacterized. The record is from RefSeq and is a predicted model, not a curated record. Lineage: Eukaryota; Fungi; Ascomycota; Dothideomycetes; Dothideales; Saccotheciaceae. The transcript has a single exon. Bases 1 to 1335 code for a protein of 444 amino acids.